AUGGCCUCGCUGUGGAUCGCUGCCAAAUCACUUCACUGGUGUUUUUCUCCGACUGUGUUCGCAGGGCUCGAAUGUCAGAGGCCCAAGCACCAGGACGGCAAGGACAAAGACCAUGAGGUGAUCUCCACGGGAACAGACAGUCCGGAGCUGUGCACGCCGGACACCACGCCGCCUGUAAUAACACCUGAUCUCAGCCCCGUGCUGAGCGUGCCCACCUCGCCCCCCCACAGCCCGCCCAAGCACGCCCAUCGCCCCAGAAAUGCCUGCUUCAUGCGCCAGAGCGCCGUGGACGAUCAGGGCGGCGCCGAGAUCCAGGUGCUGGUGGAGGGGAGGGGCAUGGAUCUGCCCAGGGGCGGGGCUAACAAUUGGACUGAUGACAUGUACCCGGAGCGCGGGGGCAGCAGCCGCUCCACCACGCCCUCCCUUCUGGAGGAGCAGGAGGGCCAAAUUAACGGCCACGAGCAGGCCCCUUUGUCCAACCACAGACCGCGGGAGAAAUCCUCAUCCAAUCACAAGUCGCGGGAGCACGCCUCCUCCUACAGAGCGUGGGAGCACUCCCUCUCCAACCAAAAGCCCUCCAAGCAAGCCUCUUCCAAUCACAAGUCGAGGGAGUACUCGUCCUCCAAUCACAAAACAUGGGAUCAUUCUUCCACCAAUCACAAGGCCUGCGAGCACGCCUCUUCCAACUACAAGCCGCAGGUGCACAUUUUAUCCAAUCACAAGGCCUUGGACCAUAACAUGUCCAAUCACAAGACUUCUGAGCAUGCUUCUUCCAAUCACAAGCCCCAAGAUUAUAUCCCCUCCAAUCACAAUGCAAAGGACCACGUCUCCUCUAGUUACCACCCCCGAGAGCAUGUCUACUCCAACCACCAUCCAAAGCAGCACAACCCCUCCAACCACAAGCUGAACGAGCAUGCUGUAAUCGACCAAAGGCUAGACGGCCUCACCGGGGGCUGGACUGCUGAGAGCACCCUUAGGUGGAGCCCCGCCCACUCGCGCCUCACGGAGCACGACGAGGAGCGGAUGAAUGACUAUACGGUGGACAUGAGGCUCACGGACUCGCAGUCGUCUCGGGGGCUGGGCCCGGAGUCCCCGGCCCCCAAGAACAACAGGCUGCGGUCACGAGGCCUCCGGCCGGUCAGAGAGGGAUCCAUGGACUCUGUACAGAUGCUGGACAACCUGAAUGUGGGGGCAGAGCUGGAGGAGUGGCCGCUGCACAGGGACCUCACCCUCUCCCCACCCCUCAAGUCUCAGCCCAUCACUCUGGAGCAGGACGGAGAGCAUCUCACCCUCAAAUCAAACUCAGUGAGUCAUCAGUCUCUUUACGCCGCAGACUGUACAUAUAGAUGGACGACCCGCCCCCACAUACCCCCGCUGUGCUGA
Messenger RNA from Plectropomus leopardus (leopard coralgrouper), 1383 nucleotides. NCBI's taxonomy places the organism in Eukaryota, Metazoa, Chordata, Actinopteri, Perciformes, Serranidae. The record is from RefSeq and is a predicted model, not a curated record.